AUGGCGUAUGGUGAAUUUUUCCGCGGUCUCGUCCGGUCGUAUCGUGUCGUGUUACCAAUCCUCGACUCAUCAUCCACCCCCGGUACGAAUCGUAUGAUUGACGAUGGCGAUUUACGUCGGGAUGGGUCUCACUGGCCAGACGGGAAUGAUUGCCUGCCUGCGGUACCUCCCCGCCUGUUCUGGGUUCAUGCCCAAGCCAAGUACCCAUCAGGACCCGCAGGUGCUAGUCUGAUAUGGCCUAGCGUCCGGCCCGCCAACCAAUACGCGCAUACCCCACCAUCGGACUAA
Paracoccidioides lutzii Pb01 is the source of this 288-nucleotide messenger RNA. RefSeq lists its product as hypothetical. The coding region runs from base 1 to 288 and encodes 95 amino acids. The record is from RefSeq and is a predicted model, not a curated record. The transcript has 4 exons.